AUGGUGGACACUGAAAACCAGCUCUAUCCCCUUACUCCCUUGGAGGAGGAGGAUAUAGACAGCCCUUUAUCUGGAGAGUUCCUACGAGAUAUGGAGAACAUUCAAGACCUGUCCCAGUCUUUAGGUGAUGAUAGUUCUGGAGCAUUAAGUUUAACAGAAUUCCAGUCGCUGGGAAAUGGUCCAGGAUCUGAUGGAUCGGUUAUAACAGACACCCUUUCACCAGCAUCCAGUCCUUCAUCCAUUAAUUUUACCACAGCUCCAGGUAGCAUAAAUGAAUCACCUAGUGGAGCAUUAAACAUUGAAUGUAGAAUUUGUGGGGAUAAAGCCUCAGGCUACCACUACGGAGUACAUGCUUGUGAAGGUUGUAAGGGCUUUUUUAGAAGAACAAUUCGUUUAAAACUCAUCUAUGAUAAAUGUGAUCGCAACUGCAAAAUUCAGAAAAAAAAUCGUAAUAAGUGCCAAUACUGUCGUUUUCAAAAGUGCCUUUCAGUUGGAAUGUCACAUAAUGCAAUACGGUUUGGACGAAUGCCAAGGUCUGAGAAGGCCAAGCUCAAAGCAGAAAUUCUAACAGGUGAAAAUUAUGUAGAAGAUUCAGAAAUGGCAGAUCUUAAAUCACUUGCCAAAAGAAUUCAUGAUGCCUACCUGAAAAACUUCAAUAUGAACAAAGUCAAAGCCAGAAUCAUCCUUGCAGGGAAAACCAAUAACAAUCCACCAUUUGUUAUACAUGAUAUGGAUACCUUAUGUAUGGCAGAGAAGACCUUGGUGGCAAAACUGGUAGCCAAUGGGAUUCAGAACAAGGAAGCAGAAGUUCGAAUCUUCCACUGCUGCCAGUGUACGUCUGUGGAGACUGUCACAGAACUCACAGAAUUUGCCAAAUCCAUCCCAGGCUUCUCCAACCUGGACUUGAACGAUCAGGUGACACUACUGAAGUAUGGGGUGUAUGAAGCCAUAUUUGCCAUGUUGGCCUCUGUGAUGAACAAGGACGGGAUGCUGGUGGCCUAUGGGAAUGGUUUUAUAACCCGGGAGUUCCUGAAAAGCCUGAGAAAGCCAUUCUGUGAUAUAAUGGAGCCAAAAUUUGAUUUUGCAAUGAAAUUCAAUGCGCUGGAUUUGGAUGAUAGCGAUAUAUCCCUUUUUGUUGCUGCCAUUAUUUGCUGUGGAGAUCGUCCUGGUCUUGUAAAUGUAGGACACAUUGAAAAAAUGCAGGAGAGCAUUGUGCAUGUACUGAAACUUCACUUGCAAAACAACCAUCCUGACGACACCUUCCUCUUCCCAAAACUUCUCCAAAAAAUGGCUGACCUCCGACAGCUGGUCACAGAGCAUGCUCAGCUUGUUCAGAUAAUCAAGAAGACUGAAUCUGAUGCACAUUUACACCCUUUACUACAGGAAAUCUACAGGGAUAUGUAUUAA
Molecule: messenger RNA, 1407 nt
Organism: Cinclus cinclus
Lineage: Eukaryota; Metazoa; Chordata; Aves; Passeriformes; Cinclidae
Gene: PPARA
Product: peroxisome proliferator activated receptor alpha
Exons: 6
Coding region: 1-1407 (468 amino acids)
Biological process (GO): positive regulation of transcription by RNA polymerase II; cell differentiation; hormone-mediated signaling pathway
Cellular component (GO): nucleus
Molecular function (GO): nuclear receptor activity; RNA polymerase II cis-regulatory region sequence-specific DNA binding; zinc ion binding
Source: RefSeq, a predicted model, not a curated record